CGCCGGAUCACGUGGAGCGCACGUGGAGUGGAGGGCCGCGUCCUGAUCGAGGCAACGCGAGCGCAGCUGCCGAAGCGCGUUGCGUCUCCGUUCGCGUGCCGCGUGGUCACGACGACGUUCAUUUUACGUCCAGGGAAACCGGCAGUGAAGAAUCCAGACUUGAUAUUUUAGUUGCAAGUAAAAGAUUGCAAACAUGCCAAUGAAGGGAGACUUAAUCUCUCAAGAUGCACGCUUUAAAAAAGUCAGCAGGGACCCACGCUUUUGGGAAAUGCCAGAGAAGGAAAGAAAAAUUCAAAUUGACAAACGUUUCCAGGGUAUGUUUAAUGAAAAACGCUUUAAACUUAAAUACACGGUGGACAAACGUGGUAGGCCCAUCCAGCACACGAGUAAGGAGGACCUCAAAAGGUUUUACCAGCUCUCCGAUUCUGAUGACAAUGCCUCUGAUUCUGAUAAUACCAAGGAAGCCAAAACAAAACAAACUACGAAAGACGAAAACUCUGAAAGCGACGAUGGUGAUGAAGAAACAUCUGAGAAAAAGAGUUCUAUUAAAAAUAAAAAGAAUCUCGUGAAGACACAACGAGCAAAAGAAAAGGCGUUGAUAUCUUCCCAAAAAACUGAACAUACUGGACAAUUGUCCAGUACCACUUUUGGAAAUGCAGACGUGAAGACAAACCAGACUCAGUCGGCAAUUGAAAAGGCCAAAAAAAUCAUUGUGAAGGAGGUGAAAUCUAACAAAAAGGGUGACAUUUCAGAAUUGGAAGACGAAUCUGAAAAGUUUGAGGGUGCCGGAUCUCACCGUGGUAGUGCGGAAGAAAAUGAUGACAAAGAUGCAGUGACAUCACGCGUGUCGAAGAAGGGUACAAAAGUCGAUUCUGCUGCUGAUGAUGACGACGAUGAUGAUGAUGACGACGACGAUGAUAGUGAACCAGACAUAGCUCGCGGUGUUGGAAAUAUGGAAUCAAGUUCAGAUGAGGAGGAUUUUGAAGAGAUGUUAAAUGAAGAACCAGAGAUGCUGGUAGAACAUGCAUGGGGAGAGAUUGGUGAAGAUGCACCACGUGCAGAUAAUGUCACACGACGUUUGGCCGUCUGUAAUAUUGACUGGGAUAGAAUCAAGGCCAAAGAUCUGCUGGUUCUCUUCGACUCUUUCAAGCCCAAAUGUGGUGUUGUCAUGUCUGUCAAGAUUUACCCAUCAGAGUAUGGCAAGGAGCGAAUGGAGCAUGAGAAGCUACAUGGGCCUGCUGAGCUGGCAGAUAACACACUGCCAGAUGACAUGCAAGACUCCCAGCUCAAUGCCAAGGAUGAAGUUUUCCAAGAACAAUUGCGAAAGUACCAGUUUAACAGACUGAAGUAUUUUUACGCUGUGGUUCAGUGCGAUUCACCAGAAACUGCCAUUGCCAUUUAUGAAGGCUGUGAUCGAAUGGAAUAUGAAGCCAGUUCUUCCUUCAUUGAUCUUAGGUUUAUACCUGAUGGCAUGACCUUUGAUGAUGAGCCAGUGGACUCGGCUAUUGAAGUGGAUUCAGAGUCAUACAAACCUAAGCACUUUACUUCAGCUGCUCUUGGAAUGUCAAAGGUGGAGUUGACAUGGGAGGAAACAGAUCAUGAACGGGUCCAAACGCUCAUGAAAAGAGAUUUCACAAAAGACGAAAUAUUGGAAAUGGAUGUUAAAGCAUACCUAGCAUCCUCCAGUGAGGAUGAUGAUGAGGAUGAGGAACCAAAUGAUUUUAUUCAGGAACCUCAAGAGGAUAUCGGUGAAGAGGAAGUCACGCAGUUGAAUGCGAAACCAUCCGGAUCGGAAUCUGCGUCUUUGAAAAAAAAUAAAAAAGUUAGCGAGGAGGAAAUGAUUAACAAAUACAGGGAGCUGCUUAAGGGCAUUAACGAGGAAAAAACGGAAGAAAGGGACAUGGAGAUGGAGAUAACCUGGGUUCCAGGUCUCAAGGAAACGGCGGAAGAGAUGGUGAAGAAGAAGCUGGAGGGAAAGGAUGCUUUGACCCCUUGGGAGCAGUAUCUGGAAAAGCGUAAGGAGAAGAAAAGGCAGAAGCGAGAGGAAAAGAAGAAACACAAGGACGUGCAGACCCAGGAUUUGGUGAGUGAUGAGGAACUCCCUCCAGAUGUAGACCUCAGCGAUGAAUUUCAUCGAGAGGAACUCCAAGGAACAGAAGCAUCAAAGAAGGGAAAGAAAAAGAAGACAAAGGGAAAAAAGGAACAAGCAUUGACGUCAGAAGAAACUGUUGAAAGAGUUCAACAGGAGGCUGAACUGGCUCUGCUCAUGAUGGAUGAUGAGGAGGAGGAUAAGAAACACUUCAACUAUGAUGACAUUGUUGAUCAACAAAACGUGAGCAAGCGUAAGAAAAAGAAGAUGCUGAAGAAGAGGGAAGUGAUUGAAGAAGAUACUUUUCAGGUCGAUGUGGAAGAUCCAAGGUUCACUGCCGUCUACACGUCGCACUUGUAUAACAUCGACCCGUCGGACUCCAGUUUUCGGAAAACUAAAGGCACAGAGGCACUGUUAAUGGAGAAAGGACGCAAGCGGCGUCUCCAGGAAAAAGAGAAACUAAGUGGCCUCCAGCACCAACCUUCAGAAGUGGAGGCACUGGCAGCAAAGGGCCUUGAUGAGAAAAAGAAGGGAGUUGACCCUGCCCUUUCAUUGCUCAUAAAAUCCGUGAAAAGUAAGACGGAACAGUUUCAUGCCAGCAAAAAGAAGAAGAUGUGAAGACCAACGCGGUUGCAUACUUGGCUCGUAAAACUAGGAAUAUCGUAAAAAAAAAUCACGGCAAACGAUAAACAAAUCCGAUACAUUUUCGAUUUAAAGCUUUCGUGACUGCAGGGAUUCAUCUUCUUGGUUCUUUCGGUAAAGUCACGUAGAAGGAAAAUAAUAAAAAUAAAACAUAAAAUAAUUCUCACGACGUUUCGGCCACAACGCAAGCAGCCGUCUUCAGGUGGAGAACAUGACUUUACCGAAAGAACCAAGAAGAUAAAUCCGAUACAUUUUAAUAUCUGCAAGUUAUUGUUAGGUUUACAUACCAAGUAAUUUUUCAAAGCUGUGCAUCUUAUAGCAGUAAAACAAUGUAGUUUGAUUUGUCUUGUAAAAAUGUAUAAAGGAUACUGCUGUAUACAAAUACAAGAGAUUCGUUAGGGGGCAGGAUAGAUAUUACAUUUACAUGCAAAAAAGGUAACAAUUUUUAUGUCAAAUCGUAUAAUAAACAGAAAAGAUCAAAAUUGCAGCGUUUCUCUUGUUUCCAAAUGCCGAUUCAAAUUAUCCCACAAUCUAUGAAGGUUGGUUGAUCGUUUGCAAAUGCCCCCCCCCCCCACCCCUUAUAAUCCACUCGUGCAAUUCAUGGUUUUGCAGACACAUCUUCCCAUUGGAACUUUGCCAACAUGUACAGAUGCCCUUUUAGAUGUAUCUUUUUACUUUGUAGAGGUGCCUGGGAGUGUUUACUGAUGCAGCGUGUUCUCCAUUGCUCGAGAUCAGUUGGAGGUUUUGCUGUGUGGGAGGAAACUUGGGCAACAGAUGCACGACUUCAAUCCGAAAUGCAAGUCUUUUAUGUCGAAGGAAACCAUUCAAUCGACACGCCCAAUGGCAGAGCACAUCAAUGUGCAUUACAUUCAUUGUCAAAACCUAUGAAAAACAUACUUGAUUUUGUUUUAGUGAUGUCGAUUCCUGUGUGCGUGCAAAAGUGUACCGGAGCUCUCUUGCAAAUGUUAUAUUCAGUCAGGUACACGCAUAUAACAUUCAUGGGAGGAGAUGAACAUCUUUUGUAGAAUAAGGGUUAAGUAUAAGGAAUAAAAAAUCAAUUGAAAUACUUUACAUAGUAAUAAAAAUGACCGGUUGCUGAGACGCAGGUGCAAUACUCCCAAGUCGUCGGCAACAAACAUGCAUUGGACGACUGAAAAGGAAAUGCUAGUAGAUGAUACUGGUAGGAACCUCCUGGUUACACCAGCCCACAGGGGAUUAUUGUGUCC
Messenger RNA from Lethenteron reissneri (Far Eastern brook lamprey), 3957 nucleotides. RefSeq names its product ESF1 nucleolar pre-rRNA processing protein homolog (gene ESF1). Gene Ontology annotation, biological process: rRNA processing. Gene Ontology annotation, molecular function: RNA binding. Lineage: Eukaryota; Metazoa; Chordata; Hyperoartia; Petromyzontiformes; Petromyzontidae. Gene Ontology annotation, cellular component: nucleus. The record is from RefSeq and is a predicted model, not a curated record.